Molecule: messenger RNA, 2247 nt
Organism: Bursaphelenchus xylophilus (pine wood nematode)
Lineage: Eukaryota; Metazoa; Nematoda; Chromadorea; Rhabditida; Aphelenchoididae
Source: the annotation of a GenBank genome assembly
AUGGCGUCGGUGGCGGCUUGGCUGCCGUUUGCCCGAGCCGCCGCCAUCGGGUGGGUUCCCAUCGCCCGCCAGCCCAUGCCUAAGCCACCGCUAGCGAUUCAGGCGAAGGAUCUGGCGGUCGAUCAUGUGUCCGACGAGAAACUGAUCAUCAACAUAUCUGGCAGACGAUUCGAAACCUGGAGAAACACACUGGAGAAGUUUCCGGAGACCUUGCUUGGCUCCAACGAGAAGGAAUUCUUCUACGACGAGGAGACCGGCGAAUAUUUCUUUGAUCGGGAUCCCGGUAAGUGCCGUAGUCCAUCUUUAUUCCGAAAUUUUAGAUCUCUUCCGACAUGUCCUCACUUUUUAUCGAACGGGGAAACUUCACGUAAGUGUUCCAGUCCCUUUCAAUCAUUUUUUAUAGUACCCCAAACACGAAUGUCUGAUGGCUUACGAUGAAGAGCUCUCCUUCUUCGGGAUAAUGCCCGAUCUGAUCAGUGAUUGCUGUUACGAAGAUUACAAGGACAAGAAGCGGGAGAAUCAAGAAAGAUUGAUGGAAGAAACCUUGGAGGCGCCGGAGAAGGCCAAGGGGAAACAGACAUUCCAGCAGCAGAUGUGGUCGGCCUUUGAAAAUCCUCAGACUUCUUCCGUAGCACUGGUCUUUUAUUACGUAACGGGUUUCUUUAUUGCGGUUUCUGUGUUGUGUAAUAUCAUCGAGACAAUUCCUUGCCAGUACAUUGACAACGAGGAGUCUAUCACCUGCGGGGAUAUGUACGAGAGGCAGUUCUUUGUUCUGGACACAGCCUGUGUCAUCAUCUUCACGGUCGAGUAUUUAUUACGACUGUUCGCGGCUCCAGAUCGAUGUAAAUUUAUGAGGUGAGUGUUCUGACAAAUAAGAUUUUAUUUAUGACUUGAUCUGUUCAUUUAGUUUGCCUAAAUUAAUUUAUUUUGUAUUUAAUUUGCAGGUCAAUAAUGUCGGUGAUAGAUGUAGUGGCCAUUCUCCCAUAUUAUGUGGGUCUGGGACUUCAGGACAAUAAAGAUAUAAGCGGUGCAUUUGUGACACUUAGAGUUUUUGUAAGCGUUUUAUUUUCCCAGUAACUAAUCAUGCAUACUUGUUUAUAGUACAGUAAUCUUUUGAUUCCAGCGGGUAUUUCGUAUUUUCAAAUUUUCUCGUCAUUCUCAAGGACUUCGUAUUUUGGGUUACACGCUCAAAUCCUGUGCCUCCGAGCUGGGAUUCCUAGUUUUCUCGCUAGCCAUGGCCAUCAUAAUCUUCGCCACCAUCAUGUAUUACGCCGAGAAGAAGGUGCCAAAUACCAAAUUUACCUCAAUCCCAGCCGCAUUCUGGUACACUAUUGUAACGCUAACCACACUCGGAUAUGGUGAUGUAACUCCUCAGACGAUAACUGGCAAGAUUGUUGGCGGAAUCUGCUCUCUCAGUGGAGUGUUGGUAAUUGCCCUGCCAGUUCCAGUUAUCGUCAGCAACUUCUCCAGAAUCUACCAUCAGAAUCAACGGGCGGAUAAACGAAAGGCGCAAAAGGCAGGGCUUUAGAUUAUCCAAUACUUUUUUCAUAAAGCACCAAUUAAUUGUCCGGUUUUAGAAAGCCCGUUUGGCCAGAAUCCGUGUGGUCAAGAAUGCGAGUGGCCAGGCAUUGUUCUCCAAGAAGAAGGCCCACGAAUCCAGAAUGCAGGCCUUCGAACAAGGCGCCCUUCCUUUGGAGGCCCUCAAGGAUGAAGAUAUCUUCGAGAUCCAACACCACCAUCUAUUGCAAUGUCUGGAAAGGGCGACUGUAAGCUGUUUUGGGAAUACUGUAACCUUUCAUUCUAUAUACAAUCAUAUCCGAUGCACAUUAGGGAAUCCAUGCUCAUUCCAAAACAGCUCAGAUUAAAGGCUGUUUGAAAAGUCAGAAUGACGCUACGAAUUACAAGUUUAAUGUUUGUGUCGCUUAGGAACGGGAAUACAACGAGACGGAGAUUGACUACGACUACGGCCAACAAAGCACUCCCCCUCCAUUCACCUCUCUGGCCUCGGUCAGAUCUCAAGGGAAGAAGUCAAGGGAUGGAUCCAGAAUCAUUAAUCUGACCGGUUGUUGUGUUAGGGGACAACAGAAGAAUGAGAAUGAUGAUGGAAGCUCCAAAGGAAGGAUUCAUCGACAAACCACUAUGAGUGAAUCCUCCAAUCUGGAAGAGAAUCUCGUUUUGCAUCAGAAUAACUCCCGGCAUUAUGACAACGAAGCCAAGAACAUGGAUUCAGCCAUGUCCAGUGUUUGA